Molecule: messenger RNA, 1588 nt
Organism: Pelobates fuscus (common spadefoot toad)
Lineage: Eukaryota; Metazoa; Chordata; Amphibia; Anura; Pelobatidae
Gene: TMEFF2
Product: transmembrane protein with EGF like and two follistatin like domains 2
Exons: 10
Coding region: 242-1357 (371 amino acids)
Molecular function (GO): protein binding
Source: RefSeq, a predicted model, not a curated record
AUACAGCAGCAUCCAGGACCAGCAUCCGGAGCAUCAUCAUCCCUCCCUAUUCCUCUGGUGCCUCCUAUGGCAGCUUCUGCCUGCAGACUGCUCUCUCGGAUACUAUUCCUCUGCCUCCUUCACAAGCCUUCUGGGAUUACUGUGCUUGCUCUUGUUGGGAUGGGAUUUCUGGGGACCCAGACAUACUAAGUCCUUGCUCAUCAAUUUUUAUUUGGGAGCCAGAAUCACUGUCUGUAUAGACAUGGUGGUGGGAGAGCCUCACAGACCUGGCUGGACACUUUGUGAUUGCCUUUGCUCGUUGCUAUUGCCAUCUCUGUUACUCAUCAUAGCCCGGCCAGGGAAACUUGCAGCUUUUCCUACCUCCUUAAGUGACUGCCAAACCCCUACAGGCUGGAACUGUUCCGGUUUUGAUGACAGAGAAAAUGAUCUUUUUCUAUGUGAUACCAAUACCUGUAAGUUUGAUGGAGAGUGUUUAAGAAUUGGAGAUACUGUGACAUGCGAUUGUCAGUUCAAGUGCCCCCAUGAUUACACCCCAGUAUGUGGCUCUAAUGGUGUCACAUUCCAAAAUGAAUGCUAUUUAAGAGGAGCUGCCUGCAAACAGCAGAGUGAAAUUCUCAUCAUUUCUGAAGGCUCAUGUGUUUCAGAAGGAGGGUCUGGGUCUGGUGAUGGAGCUAAUGAAGGCUCAGGAGAAACCAGUCAAAAAGAGACAUCAACGUGCGACAUAUGUCAAUUUGGGGCAGAGUGUGAUGAAGAUGCUGAAGAUGUCUGGUGCGUGUGCAACAUAGACUGCUCUCACAUCAGUUUCAAUCCAGUUUGUGCUUCCGAUGGGAAAUCUUAUGAUAAUCCAUGUCAAAUCAAAGAGGCGUCAUGCCAGAAACAGGAGAAAAUUGAAGUCAAGUAUUUGGGUCGAUGUCAAGAAAAUAUCACAGCAACUACGAAAUCAGAAGAUAGCCAUUAUGCAAGAACAGACUACACAGAGAAUGCAAAUAAAUUAGAAGAAACAGCCAGAGGCCUAUAUAUCCCCUGUCCUGAACAUUAUGAGAAUUACUGUUUACAUGGGAAAUGUGAACAUCCUGUUAACAUGCUGAAGCCUUCUUGCAGAUGUGAUGCAGGGUACAGUGGGCCACAGUGUGAAAAGAAAGACUUCAAUGUGUUAUAUGUGGUACCUGGACCUGUCCGCUUUCAGUACGUCCUAAUAGCAGCUGUGAUAGGAACUGUUCAGAUUGCAAUUAUCUGCAUUGUUGUCCUCUGCAUAACAAGAAAGUGUCCAAGAAGCAACCGGAUCCACAGGCAAAAGCAAAACACCGGGCACUACAGUUCAGACAACACAACAAGAGCAUCGACACGGUUAAUUUAAAGCACGCAUGUUUCCACAAUGGCAAAUUUGUCAAAAAAGACAUUGGACUAGAUUAAUAUUAGUCAAGAAAAGGACAAGAGAUCUACACAUGUUGCCUUGCAUUUGUGUUAAUCUACACCAAUGAAAACAUGUACUACAGCUAUAUUUGAAUAUGUAUGGAUAUAUUUGAAAUAGUAUACAUUGUCUUGAUGUUUUUUUCUGUAAUGUAAAUAAACUAUUUAUAUCACACAA